CCGAUAAACUCUAUGUAUACGAUAAUCUAUAUAUACAUAUAAAUGUAUAUCGAUCGAUUAUGAGCUCGUCUUCAGGAAGCAGCAGCAAUGGGGCGGCGGCGGGGGUGGGGCCGUGUGGGGCGUGCAAGUUCUUGCGGAGGAAAUGCGUGGCGGGGUGCGUAUUCGCCCCAUACUUCGACCCGGAGCAGGGACCCGCCGUGUUCGCCGCCGUCCACAGGGUGUUCGGAGCCAGCAACGUUUCGAAGCUCCUCAGCCACCUCCCGCCCCACAACCGCCUCCACGCCGUCCUCACCGUCUGCUUCGAGGCUCAGGCCCGCCUCCGUGACCCUGUCUACGGCUGUGUCUCUCACAUCUUUGCCUACCAGCAGCAGGUAGCAAACCUACAAGCGGAGCUCUCCUACCUACAAGCCCACUUGGAAGCUCUCCAGGUCUCGACACCACCGCCGGCGCCGCCUCAAUCAGCGUCGGCGGCAUACACUAUUCCCGACCAGCUCCCCACUGCUUCUGCAUGCAUCUGCGAUCUCUCUUCUCUCUUUGACCCGACCGCACAACAGCCGCGCCAAAACUUGGGAGGCGCUGCCGCCGGAGAUCCGGCCGAAUACAUGGCAUCCUCUUCGUCGUCGUCCACGGCCAAUGCCGGAGUUCUUCAAGAGGUGACGCGCCACCUUAUGCACAGGCGGCAUUAGCUAGCUAGCUAGCUAUACAUCAAUGAAAUAUUUACACUAAAUAGCACUAAAACUUAAGUCAUUUC
Cuscuta campestris is the source of this 751-nucleotide messenger RNA. The record is from the annotation of a GenBank genome assembly. NCBI's taxonomy places the organism in Eukaryota, Viridiplantae, Streptophyta, Magnoliopsida, Solanales, Convolvulaceae.